Messenger RNA from Anopheles aquasalis, 1752 nucleotides. RefSeq names its product tubulin alpha-2 chain. Gene Ontology annotation, molecular function: structural constituent of cytoskeleton; GTP binding. The record is from RefSeq and is a predicted model, not a curated record. NCBI's taxonomy places the organism in Eukaryota, Metazoa, Arthropoda, Insecta, Diptera, Culicidae. Gene Ontology annotation, biological process: microtubule-based process. Gene Ontology annotation, cellular component: microtubule.
CAGACACGAGACCCAGUGACGCCCGAAUUCUAUUAGCUCUUUGGCGCUUAGUCGGUUACUAUACCGGAGGUCUACUUCAAUCAAAUUAUUCAACGAUUGUAUCAACAAAAUGAGAGAAUGCAUUUCGGUACACAUCGGACAAGCGGGCGUCCAAAUCGGUAACGCGUGCUGGGAGCUGUACUGUCUGGAGCAUGGCAUUCAGCCGGACGGCCAGAUGCCGUCGGACAAAACGAUCGGAGGUGGUGACGAUUCGUUCAACACGUUCUUCAGUGAGACUGGCUCUGGGAAGCAUGUACCGCGAGCAGUGUUUGUCGAUCUAGAGCCAACAGUAGUAGAUGAGGUACGCACCGGUACAUACCGGCAGCUGUUUCAUCCGGAGCAGCUGAUCACGGGGAAGGAGGAUGCGGCAAACAAUUAUGCCCGGGGCCACUACACGAUUGGCAAGGAGAUUGUCGAUCUCGUGCUCGACCGGAUUCGCAAGCUGGCCGACCAGUGCACCGGACUGCAGGGGUUCCUGGUGUUCCACUCGUUCGGUGGCGGUACCGGUAGCGGAUUCACUUCGCUCCUGAUGGAGCGCCUUUCGGUGGACUAUGGCAAGAAGUCGAAGCUCGAAUUCUCGAUCUAUCCGGCACCACAGGUGUCGACGGCCGUGGUCGAGCCGUACAACUCCAUCCUGACAACGCACACGACGCUCGAGCACUCGGACUGUGCGUUCAUGGUGGACAACGAGGCGAUCUACGAUAUCUGCCGUCGAAACCUAGAUAUUGAGCGACCCACUUACACCAACUUAAACCGGCUGAUUGGCCAGAUUGUGUCAUCGAUCACCGCGUCACUCCGCUUCGACGGGGCGCUGAACGUCGAUCUGACCGAGUUCCAGACUAACCUGGUGCCUUAUCCGCGCAUCCACUUCCCGCUCGCCACCUACGCGCCGGUCAUCUCGGUCGAGAAGGCGUACCACGAGCAGCUGACGGUGGCGGAAAUUACCAACGCAUGCUUCGAGCCGGCCAACCAGAUGGUGAAGUGCGAUCCGCGCCACGGCAAGUAUAUGGCUUGCUGCAUGCUGUACCGGGGUGACGUGGUGCCAAAGGACGUGAAUGCCGCGAUUGCGACGAUCAAGACGAAACGGUCGAUCCAGUUUGUCGAUUGGUGUCCAACCGGCUUCAAGGUGGGCAUCAACUACCAGCCGCCGACCGUCGUGCCCGGCGGCGACCUGGCCAAGGUGCAGCGCGCCGUCUGCAUGCUGUCCAACACGACAGCGAUCGCGGAAGCCUGGGCUCGUCUUGACCACAAGUUCGACCUUAUGUACGCCAAACGGGCCUUCGUCCACUGGUACGUCGGAGAGGGCAUGGAGGAGGGCGAGUUCUCCGAGGCCCGUGAGGAUCUAGCUGCAUUGGAGAAGGAUUACGAGGAGGUGGGCGUCGACUCGACCGAGGAGGUAGGCGAAGGCGAUGAAUACUAGCAAGGACACUAGGCCUGCGAGCGCCUAAGCCUCACCUGCUAUCCUAAUGCGCCUGUCGGAUUGCAGCGCCACACAUCUCCGAUGCACCACCGCACACGCCACUGGUUCUAUUAGCUUCAUAGCGAGAUUGACCGUCACCAUACGCGCAUGUGCCACUGAAUAUCUCUUCGCCUUCGGCAGCGCACUUAACGCGCGAAGGCCAGGCAAGCAGGCCCACGAGAUGGUUUCUUGGAUGGUCACAAGUUUCUUGGUUUUCUGUUUUGUUGUUAUAAAACGAACAAUAAACAAUCAUC